CAUCUCUCAAUUUUUAUAUCUUUUUCUCCCUAUAUAUACUCUCUCUAGAUAUUCUCAACCUCAUUUACCUUACAAAUCAUCCAUUUUGAGCUCUUUCUUCUCUGAUGGCUCUUCAACCUGCUUCUCUGGUUUCCCCUGCUCUUUCUCUGCCCAAAGAGGGGAAGUCUACUGUUUGCUUGAAGGAUUCUAGUUUCUUUGGAAUUUCAUUCUCAGACCAUCUCAAAUCUGAAUUCAGUUCAUCUGCAUUGAGGUGUAAGAGAGAAUUCAACCACCAUGUUGGUGCCAUUAGGGCUCAGACAACUGCUACCACAACUCCAGCAGUUAACAAAGCUGCUCCAGAUGGGAAGAAAACUCUUAGAAAGGGCAGUGUUGUGAUAACUGGAGCUUCUUCUGGUUUGGGUCUGGCCACAGCCAAGGCUCUGGCUGAAACUGGAAAAUGGCAUGUCAUUAUGGCUUGCAGAGACUUUCUCAAGGCUGAAAGAGCUGCCAAAUCUGCUGGCAUUACCAAGGAAAACUACACCGUUAUGCAUUUGGACCUCGCUUCGCUCGACAGCGUUCGACAGUUUGUUGACAACUUCAGGCAGUCAGGCAGGCCACUUGAUGUGUUGGUGUGCAAUGCUGCUGUUUAUCUCCCAACUGCUAAAGAGCCUACCUUCACUGCUGAAGGUUUUGAACUUAGUGUUGGGACUAACCAUCUUGGUCACUUCCUCCUCUCCCGUUUGUUGUUAGAGGAUUUGCAGAAAUCUGAUUACCCCUCAAAGCGGCUCAUCAUCGUUGGAUCGAUAACCGGGAACACUAAUACCUUGGCUGGAAAUGUACCUCCUAAGGCCAACCUUGGAGACCUUAGGGGACUUUCUGGAGGACUGACCGGCCUAAACAGCUCGGCCAUGAUCGAUGGUGGUGAGUUCGAUGGUGCCAAGGCUUACAAGGACAGCAAAGUGUGCAACAUGCUUACUAUGCAAGAGUUCCACAGGCGGUACCAUGAAGAAACUGGCAUCACAUUUGCUUCCCUCUACCCGGGAUGCAUUGCUACAACUGGUUUGUUCAGAGAGCACAUUCCCUUGUUCAGAUGGCUCUUCCCUCCAUUCCAAAAGUACAUCACCAAGGGCUAUGUUUCAGAAGAAGAAUCAGGAAAAAGACUGGCUCAGGUUGUGAGUGACCCGAGCUUGACGAAGUCGGGCGUGUAUUGGAGCUGGAACAAGAACUCAGCUUCAUUUGAGAACCAGUUGUCUCAGGAAGCAAGUGAUGGAGAGAAGGCUCGCAGAGUGUGGGAGCUCAGUGAGAAGCUUGUUGGAUUGGCUUAAAAUCUGAAGUCCGAAGUUUCUUCUGUGAUGGUCUUUGGUUUACUACGGAAUCUGUGAUGUUGUGUUGUGUAAACAAAUUUUCUGCUGUAAAACUUGAGUUUAGUCGUUAAUAAAAGGCCUCAGUUCUUGCAAAGUUUCCA
Messenger RNA from Cucurbita moschata (crookneck pumpkin), 1444 nucleotides. RefSeq names its product protochlorophyllide reductase, chloroplastic-like. The transcript has 5 exons. The record is from RefSeq and is a predicted model, not a curated record. Gene Ontology annotation, molecular function: protochlorophyllide reductase activity. NCBI's taxonomy places the organism in Eukaryota, Viridiplantae, Streptophyta, Magnoliopsida, Cucurbitales, Cucurbitaceae. The coding region runs from base 105 to 1304 and encodes 399 amino acids.